This is a messenger RNA of Chara braunii, 2126 nucleotides long. The record is from the annotation of a GenBank genome assembly. NCBI's taxonomy places the organism in Eukaryota, Viridiplantae, Streptophyta, Charophyceae, Charales, Characeae.
CGGGAUAGAAAGCGGUAGGUCUCCGUGAUAACAGGCCUUUCCUCCUCUUCCAUCGCAGGCUUCCCCUCCUCCGUCAUUCAUAAUAGGCUUUUCCGCCUCCUUUGUGGCCUCGUCGUCGUCACCGCGUGGCGCUCUGCUAUAGAGAUCCGCCAAUUUGACGCUGCCACGCGUGUCAUGCUCCGCUCAACCUCUCCAUCGGUUGACUUGUAAUUGUGCCGAAGUCAGUCUCCCGUUCUCUCGAAGCGGCUUGUCAGAAGCAAAAUGGCGCGGAGAUCUUCGAAGGCAUUGCUGUGGGCUCUCUUGGCGGUGCUGCUCAUCGCUUAUCCACUUACAAAAGUUUUGACACCUGUGCACGCGGAGGAGAAGGCGGAGUCGUCCGAUGAAGAGGACUCUGACGACGAUGAAGGGACUCCGGCAGUUCAGGAGGAGGCUGAGGCGGACGUCGGUGAGUCGGCGUUAACGGAACAGUAUAUGGAAGGAGGAGAGGGGGAAGGGUACAAUGAAGGGGAGGAAGGUGACGAAGCGGGUGCGGCAGGGGGGGGGGAAGAGCCCGAGGAGGAGGAGGAGGAGAAAGUAGAUGAGAAGGAUGUCGUGGUUUUGACGGCGGCUACCUUUAAUGACACCGUUUCGAAGACAGCCAAGGUGCUGGUGGAGUUUUACGCGCCGUGGUGUGGCCACUGCAAGACGUUGAAACCUGCGUACGCAAAGGCAGCCACGAUUUUGAAGGGGUACGAUGACAAAAUUAUCCUCGCCAAGGUCGACGCAACUCAGGAGAAUGACCUCGGCCGGGAGCAAGGUGUGCAGGGAUAYCCCACSCUCUACUGGUACGACAACGGCGUGAAGAUAUCGUAUACUGGAGGCCGCUCCGUGGAUGAGAUUGUGCAGUGGGUUAAGAAGAAGACUGGUCCCCCGGCUAAUACCAUUUCCACAGCGAAGGAGAUGACCGACUUCUUGGCUGCGAACCGUGCAGCAGGCGUUGGCUUCUUCAAGAAGUUUGAGGGCAAGGAAUGGGAGCAUUUCCAGCAGGUGGCAAAGAAAGAAGACGCUUUGUCCUUUGCUCAGACCACAUGUGCUGAGGCAGCAGCUGCUGCCGGCAUCACGGCUAAGGCACCUGCUUUCGCGGUCGUUAAGGCCGAGGAUGAGAAGUUUAAUGCUCUCGAUGGCGAGUUCGUCUAUGAUGAGCUCAGCAAGUUUGUCGCUGCCAACAAGCUGCCGAUUGUUACAUUGUUCACGACCGGCAAUGUUGAAAUGAUCUUUGGCAGUGCUGUGAAGAAGCAGGCUCUGUUGUUCCUCCCAGCAGACAAGGAGGCAGAGAUUCUCCCUCUGUUUAAGAAGGCGUGCGGCGAGCUCAAGGGCGAUGUGAUCUGUGUCCAUGUUAAGGCCGAUCACGAGGAUUCUUCACAGGUGUACGAGUUCUUCGGCGUUCAGUCAGAUGCUGUGGCUAUCUUCGGUUAUUCCACCGUCGAGGAGACCAAGAAGUUCCCGUUCGGGAAGGAGCUGACCCAUGAGAACAUUGUGGCUUGGGGUAAGGAUUUCGCUGCCGGGAAGAUUGAGGCAUCGGUCAAGUCUCAGGAAAUUCCAGAGACGAACGAUGAGGAUGUCAAGGUGGUCGUUGGGAAGACGUUUCAGUCGAUUGUGCUGGAUGAUAGCAAGGAUGUGCUGCUGGAGGCUUAUGCACCGUGGUGCGGACACUGCCAGAGCCUGGAACCCAUCUACAAGAAGCUGGGCAAGAAGUUCAGGAAUAUUCCAAGUGUGGUGAUUGCCAAGAUCGAUGCGACGGCAAAUGAGCACCCCCGUCUUGAGGUUCAGGGUUUCCCUACUCUUCUCCUCUUCAAGGCUGGAGCGAAAGAUGAAGAGCCGAUUCCCUUUGAGGGCGACCGGACUGUGAAGGAAAUGACCAAGUUCCUGAAGGAGAACUGCGGUAUUCCGUUCACUCUUGAGAAGAAGAAGAAGAAGAAGGCCGAAGCCGUUGAAGUUGAGACGGAAGAGGCCAAGGCGGAGGAGAAGGAGCUGGCGAAGGAUGCUGCUACAGAGGAGGGCAAGGAAGAAGUCGUUGAGACUGUCAAGAGCUCUGGCAAGGAGGAACUGUGAGAGAUUGACUUAGUAGAAUGGAGUAGAAGUUUGAG